Molecule: messenger RNA, 3787 nt
Organism: Triplophysa rosa
Lineage: Eukaryota; Metazoa; Chordata; Actinopteri; Cypriniformes; Nemacheilidae
Gene: ccnd2b
Product: cyclin D2, b
Exons: 5
Coding region: 378-1259 (293 amino acids)
Biological process (GO): positive regulation of G1/S transition of mitotic cell cycle; mitotic cell cycle phase transition; regulation of cyclin-dependent protein serine/threonine kinase activity
Cellular component (GO): nucleus; cytoplasm; cyclin-dependent protein kinase holoenzyme complex
Molecular function (GO): cyclin-dependent protein serine/threonine kinase regulator activity
Source: RefSeq, a predicted model, not a curated record
UGGGUUGUGGUUUUAUAAAGGCUUAGCUAAAAUGCAAUGCAUGUGCCAUGACGAGGCAGUAAAGAGAGAAUGUGAGCAUUUUUUUGCAACGUGAAUCGAGUAUGAGGAGGAGGGACCGACAUUGCCUUUAGGGUGGUCAUGCUCAUGCAGUCAGAAGGGUGAACCGCUUCAUCUGUCCGGGCUUUAGAUAGAAAGUCUCAUGCCUGGGAUUACAGCCUCCGUGAUGUAAAAAGCGAAAGCGUUAACAUUGCAAGUCAAGACAAAGCUGACAAAUCACAUUGAUGCCCAGGGCAAAAAUAUCAUCAUCAUUAUCUUUCACUCUUCACAUUCACAGCUUCAUGCAUCUGUCACUUUGAUCGGUUCAUUUUAGACGCAACAUGGAGCUUUUUUGCUUGGAAAACGAGGCGUACAGGAGAGCCCAGAAAGAUCCGAACAUCUUCUGCGAUGAAAGAGUCCUGCAAAGUCUCCUAACAGUGGAGGACAGAUAUGUCCCACAGAGACCCUAUUUUAAAAGCGUCCAAAAGGAUAUUCAACCUUUCAUGAGGCGAAUUGUCGCGACGUGGAUGCUGGAGGUGUGUGAGGAGGAGAAGUGUGAAGAGGACGUCUUUCCCUUGGCUAUGAACUACCUGGACAGAUUUUUAGCCGCGGUUCCAACGAGAAAGUGUUACCUGCAGCUGUUAGGAGCCGUGUGUCUUUUACUGGCAUCGAAAUUAAAAGCUUGCCAGCCGCUGUCGACCAAGAAGCUGUGCAUAUACACAGACAACUCCAUCACAUGUCAACAACUGCUGGAGUGGGAAUUAGUGGUGCUGAGUAAAUUGAAAUGGAACAUGGCUGCCGUCACCCCUCUCGACUUCAUCGAACACAUCCUGCACAAACUGCCCAUUCCUGAAGACAGACUGAAGCUCAUCCGCAAACACGCGCAGACCUUCAUCGCCCUCUGCGCGACAGAUCACAGCUUCACCAUGUACCCUCCGUCCACGAUCGCCACAGGAAGUGUGGGGGCGGCUGUAUGUGGUCUUCAGCCUCAGGAGAAGGAACAGAACCUGUGGGGUUACAGUCUGAUGGAGAUGUUGGCUAAAAUCACCAACACUGAGGUGGACUAUCUGAAGUCAUGUCAAGAGCAGAUCGAGCAGCUGCUGGCCAAUAGCCUCAAAGAGAGUCAACAUACACAAAAACAAGAGGGCGGAGCCACCAGCAAAACGCCGGACUCUCAGAACCUGUCCUGCACCCCCACAGAUGUGCGUGAUGUCAACUUAUGAUGUCAGUUCCUGUCCACCACAACUCCCCGACCUGCAGAUCACAUUUAUUUUGUCAUUAGUGCAUUCAGGAUUUUAUGGUAGGCCACGUCAAGCUUGAUGUUUUGUAAAGGAGAUGCUGCAGUCACCUCAAAUCUGCAGGCGGUGCUGUCGAACAUACUUGAAUUUCAAUGAAACGGCCAUGAAAUAUAAUUAAAUAACACGGUAUAUUAUAUAUUAAGCAUACAUUUGUAUAGGCUAUAGCAUAUAAUAUAAUCUCCUAAUAUGAAUAUUAAACCAAAAAAAAUUAUUAUUAAACUAAUAAUAAUUGUUGCUUUUGUAUAUUACAUAUACAAUGUUUUAUUUCAAGUGGCGGUUUAUUUUCUAUACGGGGGAAUAUGGGGUUCACUUAGAUGCUAGUUUAAAGCUAUAAAGGACAAAGACAUCUGUCAAUCAAGGAUGUAUUUUCCUAUCACACUGUAUGGACAUUAAGACAAUUCAAAGCAGCAAAUGAUCACAGUAAAUAACAUGCUCAAAUACCAAUGAAUGUUAUUAUAAACAUACUGCGUAUUAUUAUUGAACAAGUUGAUCCGUUUCAGUCAGUUUCAUGAGCACAGAGGACAAUGUCAGAUGGAUGAAGUAUGUAGUGAAGGAAAUAAAGAUCGAUGUGAGAUGGAGUAGCGGUGCAUUGAAAAGAGAGGAUAGAAAGAUUGUGUACGUGAUAGAAAGGCUAGUAUGAGAAAUGUGGGAUGAACAAGUUUCUGAGAGGUUCGUUUAUAUUGAUUUAAACAGACCGUGCUGAAGAAUUGUGGUGCCGUUUGCUCAUGUUUUGACAUUAUCACAUGUGCAACAGAGAUAUGCUGGAGGGAUUUAUGGCAGUUUAAUAUUUUGGGAGUUUUGAAAACCUUCAGUAAAAACACGACACAGACGCACUUUCAGAACUCGCCUCCCGUCGGUUUACCGCGGGUAUUCGAGAGGAGGACAAAUGAUUUCUAAGGGUUUUCUUUUUUGUUUGUUUUCUUUAUAAGUUAUUUUUGUUUGGGGCUGGUUUCCCAUAUUAGGUGUGCUUGUGGGUUAUAGUGAUACAUUUAGUCCAAAAACUGAUCUGACUGUCAGCUUCGACAGAAGUGAUGACAUGAAAGAUUAGUUGUUUUCUGUAGUUGUGUUGAAUUCAUAGAUAGACAUCAUCAAAUUUAUAUCACUUUAUUUUAUUAUUACUUUAUUUACCUUUGUUAGGAUAAACAUCAUCUACUUGAAUAUUUUUCAUAUUUAAGACAAUAUUUUAAAAACAUAUGCCAAUUUUCUUUCUGUCUUUAUCAUUUGAUUCUUGCACUUUUUUUGUAAGUUGAUUUUUGGAAAUUGAACUCUGCUAAUUCUUUAGAAACUCAAAGAAAGUUUUAUUUACUGAACAUUUAAAUGUUUUUAUGUGACACACUUGUGCCAUUCAAACACAACUAUGCAAAUGACCUUCAGGUUUGUGCUCAAAGUUUCAAUAUUUCAAUGUUCAUUUUUAGGUUAACAUGUUCAUGUAAUUUCACACAUUGCUUUUCAUUGCUUAUGUGUGCUAUCAUAGCUUUACAUUCAUUUUCUUUUCUUUUAUUCUUUUCUUUCUGUGUAAACGUUUUGUUUACUUGUGUUCCAGUGCUGCUAAAAGAAAAUGGACAAAAAAGAGCUAUUGUGUACCUUGUUGCUGCUAUAUCCUAAAUUGUUAAAUGUGUUUCAUGGUGGCUGUUUUCAUAUUUUUUUGUUGCAUUUAUUUUCCUGUCAGUUGAGUCUAACAGAACUUGAUGGUUACUUGCAGAUAGUCUUGUCUCUAACUGUUGCCUGACUUCUUUUACUAUUAUAUUGGUGUGUUACGAACCGUCUUUAUUGUCUUCAAACACGUACUUGCCCCAUCACAAUACCUCACAGUACUUCAGGUGUAGAAUAGAAAGAUUAGUUUGAUACCCUACUGGUUUGUUCUGUUGUUGCUUAGUCAAAAUUCAGUCACCAAAUGGCUGGUUUUAUCUGAUGUUUAAUGUAAGUCUGGGACAUUAUUUGCUGUAGAAACAAAACAUUAUUUCUGAUUAUGUUGAAACAGCUCCACGUUCACAGUGUCUAAAGUUUAUACUCUAUAUUAGAUUAGAUUCAACUUUAUUGUCAUUGCACAUGUACAAGGCAACAAAAUGUGACCUAUACAUUUAACCCAACCAGAGAGUAGUGAACACACGUACACCCGGAGCAGUGGGCAGCUAUCACUGCAGCGCCCGGGGAGCAAGUAGGGGUAAGGUGCCUUGCUCAAGGGCACCUCAGUUGUUACCCGCCGGCCCUGGGAAUCAAACCAGCAACCUUCUGGUCAAAAGUCCGACUCUCUAACCAUUAGGCCACAACUGCCCUAAAUAUCCAAAUAUCCAAAAUUAUAUCCAAAAGACCCAAAGAAAUUUUCGUUGGCAAAAUUGUGUUUCCACCGUUUAAAUACAAGUAAAAAAUGUCCUCAUUUUGGCCUAUUAAAUUAAAUCAAUUUCGUUUUAAACAAAACUGUUUUCUCUUUUUUUAUUGAAACGUGGCAUUUC